Messenger RNA from Python bivittatus (Burmese python), 2596 nucleotides. RefSeq names its product zDHHC palmitoyltransferase 18 (gene ZDHHC18). Gene Ontology annotation, molecular function: protein-cysteine S-palmitoyltransferase activity. The record is from RefSeq and is a predicted model, not a curated record. Gene Ontology annotation, biological process: protein targeting to membrane; peptidyl-L-cysteine S-palmitoylation. NCBI's taxonomy places the organism in Eukaryota, Metazoa, Chordata, Lepidosauria, Squamata, Pythonidae. Gene Ontology annotation, cellular component: endoplasmic reticulum; Golgi apparatus.
AGCACCACCCCCGCGACUCCGACUCCCCGGCCCCGCCGCAAGUGGGAGGUCUUCCCCGGGCGCAACCGGUUCUAUUGUGGCGGGCGCCUCAUGCUGGCGCGGCACAGCAGCGUCUUCCUUCUCACGGUCGGCCUCAUUGUGGUCACCAGCGGCCUCUUCUUCGCCUUCGACUGUCCAUUCCUGGCUCAUAACCUGACCAUGGCCAUUCCUAUCAUUGCUGGCAUCCUAUUCUUUUUUGUCAUCAGCUGUUUGCUACAAACCAGCUUCAGAGAUCCUGGUAUUUUGCCCAGGGCCACCCCCAGUGAAGCUGCAGAUCUGGAGAAAUGGAUUGACAACCUCGGCACUUCCACUUAUCGGCCACCUGCCCGAACCAUGGAAGUUGUAAUAAACAAGUAUAUGGUGAAAUUGAAAUAUUGCUACACAUGCAAAAUGUUCCGUCCUCCCAGGACUUCCCAUUGCAGUGUCUGUGACAAUUGUGUUGAACGAUUUGAUCAUCAUUGUCCCUGGGUAGGCAACUGUGUGGGGAAGCGGAACUAUCGAUUCUUCUAUGCCUUCAUUCUUUCUCUCUCCUUCCUAACAGCCUUCAUCUUUGCUUGUGUCAUCACCCAUCUUGCUCUGCGCUCCCAGGGAAAUGACUUCCUCACUGUUUUGAAAACAACACCAGCAAGUCUGUUGGAAUUGGUGAUUUGUUUUUUUUCAGUCUGGUCUAUUUUUGGCCUCUCAGGGUUUCACACUUACUUAAUUGCCUCCAAUUUGACAACCAAUGAGGAUCUCAAGGGGGCAUGGUCAAAUAAGAGAGGCUCUGAAUUUGCCAACCCUUAUAGCUAUAAAAGUGUCCUGACCAACUGCUGUGCAGUACUCUGUGGACCAUUUUAUCCCAGUUUAAUAGAUAGAAGAGGAUUUAUCCAGGCAGAUGCUGGGACUCCGUCCACUCCUAAGAGUGAAAUCCCUUCCUUUGGAACAAAAUCUGAUGCCAGCAUGUAUGUCCAGGGCACAAAAGAUCUUUUGAGGACCCUCUGCGCCUCGUGGCAAAACUCAAGGCGAACCCAAGAGACCCCUGUCAAAUAUCUGAAAAUUCAGCCGUUGCCACCACCUGUGCCUCUCAACCCUCCAGGGCUAUCUAAUUUUUAUAUUGCUGCAUCUCUUCCUUUGUCCCAGCAAAAAUAGGGAGAUGCUGCCGUGCACAAGGAAAAAGCUAUCCCAAGCCCUCAAGGCUGGAGUGGAGGUGCUCCUGCUGCCUGCGGGGUUUGAAGCUUAAAGCCAUACGAAUCAUCUGCUGUGAGUGCAAUUAGGGGAAUUUCUUUUGACUCCUGCAUUUCAGUGAUGUCCCAAGGCUUCAGAAUUCUUGGGAGAUUUAUAAGAGUUCUCUAGGUUGAUAUGUGGUACUGAUUCAAGACACCAAUCCCAGUCCAGUUCUAUGUCUAGAAUCAGUGUUUCCAAAGCACACUAUGCUUGCACCAGUGUUUUUAAAUAUGUUCUGACUUUAUACAUUUGGUCAAAGUUAGCAACUUUUCAAAUACAAUGGAAUGCACUAGAAUUGUGAGCCAGUAUCCAGGACUCUGUGUGUGUGUGUGUGUGUGUGUGUGCGCACGCGUGUGUUUGUGUGUAUGUACAUGUGUGGUUUGCAUGAUUCUAUAGAAACAUAGAAAAAAAUACAGAUAAUGGAUAUAGAACUUCCUGGGAAUGUGCAAAUUCUAAACAUUAUUAUCCUGAAGAUAAACUUGCAAGUGUCUAUGCAGUUUCUGCUGAAAUCUCAGAAGCAAGAAGGGAGAUGAACCCAGAUUUCCAAUGACUCAAGGUGAAGAUUUAGCACUCUAUUACUAUUUAUUCCUCACCAUCUCUACAAAAUGAGAAUUAUGCAACUUGAUAAACUCAUGUAAAAUAAGUCAACUUGCCUCAUUUAUAUUCUGCAAAGUCUAGAUCCAAAAUGUAUGUGUGGGUGUGCGUGCCGUGUGUUUCCUUCCUUAUUAAGCACAGUAUGAUUCACAGCUCUGCUACUUCAACUUUUGGGCCUGGCUGUUCUAAACUAUCAUGAGAGGAUAGUUUGGGCUGGAUCACAUCCGUUAUAUAGCCCCACCCUGCUGAAAUUGAGCUGCUACAGCCAGCAGGGCAAGAUUGUGCAGAGUCUGGAUUGAGAACUUUUUAAAAAAAAUCUAUACAGAUGAAAAGGGGGUAUGUAUACUCUGGGUGUAGUUAAUUUAGUGUUUAUACUGGUAACUAAACUUGGUUUUUAGGAGUGGUUUAGAUCUUUCUCUACCUUCUCUUCCACUUCCCUCCAAAUCUAUUGACAGCAGUAUUUUGUAGUAUUAUGUAACAGUUCCUGAAAUAAUUCUUUUCUUGCUUCACCUAAUGAGAUAAUUUCUAGGACGGACAAGAUGUGAAACAGAACAGGAGAUUAUGGGAAGGCUUAUUCCAGCCUUUCCAUUGGCCAUGCUGCUUGGGAAAUAGAGUUGAAAAUCCAACACCUUUAUGUAGGGCAAUCCCAAACUAAUUCCCUAACAGAACCAAACUUUUUUGACCCCUUUAACCUUAUUUUUCUGGGAUUUGAAAUCCAUUUAUGCCUUUCACUUUUGUAACAAUAAAACUUCUAUCUUAC